GUUCUCUACUCUAUCUCUCUCUCUUUUCUGAGUUCUUUAGAACUCUAACAUGGUAUCAGAGCAAGAUCACUGAUCCUGCUUCUCUUUGCUUCUAAAUCUGGUUAACAGAUUGUGUUCUUCAGUAUUUCUUUUGAUAACAAAUCAAGAAAUUCCAACUUUCUCUUCGAAAAUUCAGUAGAAUUGUUUGAAGAUUUUUCAUCACAAUGCCUGGAGAUCAACAAACUGAACCUGCUACAAAUCCAAAUUCAGCCUAUUACUUGAGCAAUAAUGAUUUGAAUGCUCCCAAAUUGGUUAAUAUAGUGUUUGAAGGUAAAUGUUUCAAUGAUUGGAAACGUUCGAUGAUAAUAGCUUUAUCAGCAAGAAACAAGCUGUGUUUUGUUGAUGGUAGCUUAAAUCAGCCAGCUGCAAACUCUCCUAAUUUCAGAAUAUGGAAUAGAUGCAAUGAUUUGGUCAUUUCCUGGAUUUUAGCUUCUUUAGAACCUUCAAUUGGCAGAAGUGUUUUGUAUCUCAGAACUGCAAGGGAGAUAUGGCUUGAUCUGGAAGAAAGAUUCUGUCAAUCUUCUGGUCCACAGUUAUAUACCAUACAACAGCAAUUGAAUGAUCUUAAUCAUGAAGAAAAUGAGGAGAUCUCAAGUUUUUUCACUAAAAUUAAGCUAUUAUGGGAUCAGCUUGAUGGAUUAGAUCCUAUACCAGCCUGUGUAUGCACUGGAUGUAGUUGCACACUCACCUUGAAAUUGCUGAAAAUACAGCAGAACCAGAGAUUGAUUCAGUUUUUAAUGAAACUGAGUCAGAAGUUUGAUCACUCCAAAAGUUCAAUUCUCAUGAUGAAUCCACUUCCUACCAUUUCGAAAGCUUAUGGAUUAUUGCUUCAGGAGGAACAACAGAAAGGAGUUUACAUUAACAAAACACAGCCUACUGAAUCAGCAGCUUUUGCCACAAGGAGAUUCAAUGAAAACAAUAAGCCAUAUAGAAAUGUGUACACACCAGGGAACAACAAUAUUUCACAUAACACAGCUGGUCAAGCUAGAAACUACAGCUACAACAGGAACAAUUUGUUCUGUGAGCAUUGUAGAAUGAAGAAUCAUACAAUUGACAAAUGCUGGAAAUUGCAUGGCUAUCCUAAAGACUUCAAGAACAAAGGCAAAAGAGUAGCAGCUUCAGCUCAAUUGGAAUAUUAUGCAUACAAAGAUAAACAAAGUGAAGAGGAUUCGGGCAUGAUACAUGCCACAUUUACUGAAGAAUAGUACAACCAGUUGAUGAAAUGCUUUAACAUUCCCCAAGUUGCUAAACAAGUUGAGGCACAUGGCUCUAGCUCACUUGGUUUGGCAACUAGCUCUCAAUACAAAGGACCUUUCCAAGAACAAGCUUACUCUGCUUGGUAAGCUGGAAAAGGGAUUAUACACUUUCAGUGAAGAUUUACUGGUUUCUGGCACUCCUCCAAUUCCACAGACUGACUAUGCCUUGUCUAGCCUAGAUUCAGCUGCUGUAGAAGAAUCUAAACUCUGGGAUCUUAGACUAGGGCAUUUACCUUUUGGUAGAAUAAAGAACAUCCCAAAUAUUGAUGUUAAAGGUUGCUUAGCUGAAUGUUUCUGUCAAAUCUGUUCAUUGGCAAAACAAACUAGGUUUUCAUUUCCAAUUAGUAGCAUCAAGAGCACUCAACCAUUUGAGUUGCUACAUAUAGAUGUAUGGGGUCCAUACUCUAUUCCUGAUCAUUCAAAGUGUAAUCAGUUUCUAACCAUUGUUGAUGAUUUUACCAGGAUGACCUGGACACAUCUUUUGAGAAAUAAAACUGAAUCAGUUUCUAUUAUGGCUCAAU
Molecule: messenger RNA, 1816 nt
Organism: Spinacia oleracea (spinach)
Lineage: Eukaryota; Viridiplantae; Streptophyta; Magnoliopsida; Caryophyllales; Amaranthaceae
Exons: 2
Coding region: 204-1244 (346 amino acids)
Source: RefSeq, a predicted model, not a curated record